AUUCACAGUACUCCGGAAUUUAGUUAUGAUUUUUUGGCUUCUCUAACCAUUAUAUAUCGAUAUCGACAAAAAAAAAUUACUUGAAUCAAGUAUACAAUAAUUGGUAAAUGUCUGGACUAACAACCUCACCAUAUAGAAAUAUCAUCAAAAUUGAAGUAUCUAUUUUUUUCAUGUCCACAUGAUGAGUAUCCUGUAUUUUAUACAUUAAUUUUCGUUUCGAAUGAAAUUCCAGAAUUCCAGUCGUAAUGAGUGGAUUCCCAACUUUAAAUCCCGAGCUUGCCGAGAAUCCUCUUAUAUAUGUCGAGUUUGAGGAUGUAUUUCCAAAAAUUUUUCCAAUCUCCGAUUUAAGCUCGGAUGUUCAGAAUAUCCCUAAUACUGACAAUGCCAUACAGCCAAAUAUUGAUGGCACUGUACAAGCAUUUUCAAGUCCACUUGAGGGGACCGAUAUCAAUACUCUCAAAGCAGGGGCUCCCUCCAUCACCAUCUGGCCAUUGGAGUGUCCCUCUGUGUCCCCCGCUACCUCAUCGUCUAAGGAGUUACCUCAUUCACAUAAUCCUGGCAAUCCAACACAUAUUCCUGCGUGUAAUCUAUCCGCACCUUCACCUAUGCCUGUGAAUGUCAAUGUCAAUCAGUUACCGCCGGCAACUGUUUCUCAACAAUUAACUCGUUCUAGUCUACAACCGAAUGUACUAAUCCAAAGACAAUUAGGAAAUGAUCAGAGAAAUUCACAAUCAGGGCGAUUACGAACUCUUUUAGAAAAAGAUAUGGCAGGAAAGGCUGUUGUAGAAAAAUACGACAAAGAAAAUUUAUUGAACAAUAAGUUACGUUCUCGACUUACACGUAUAGUUAUCAAAUUUGAAGCUGAUAAGUUCAUUAAAUUAUUGGAACUGGGACAGACAACAGAAUUCAUAAUUACCACGGAGCGAUUCAAGUACUUAGCCAAUGAGAUAGUUUAUACAUUUCCACGUGAAACCGCUGCUACUUAUUUCCAGCCAUUUGAAUCGGUAGGAGGCGAAUCAAUAAAUGCAACUGGUAAACUUUGGCGUAAUUAUUGUUAUGUAAAAGGAGUACUACGUGAUGAUGGCGUAUUGAAACCUCCAAAAGACCGAGCUACGAGCUCCACUUUAUUUGUUGUCUCUGAUUCUCUUCAAGAAAAGUUGCAUGAACUAAUUACACUCCUGGAUCCUUGGCAUAAAGUCCUACAGUUGUGGAAUGACACCCAUGAUGCUAGGUUAAAUGAGUACAUGAACGAGAAACUUUCAGUGAAAGAUUAUUUGCAAAAAUAUGCUUGCUUGCGAGUUGAGGCUGCUAGAACUUUGUUCGAUGCUGAUUUUAACAAACUUUAUCCCAAGGCUGGUCUAAGGCUAAGAGAUAAUUGGGAUAAAACAGUACCACAUUUACGUCACAGACUGUCUACUUGUAAAAAAUUGAAUGCUGAGGAGAAAAUAUUAUUGGACAGUUUGGAUACCAUCGAGAACAAUACUGGAAAUGCGAUUUUGUUGUCUUUGUUACAUCAUUUAAUUCCGAGUUGUCGACCAGGGCGUAAAAGGAAGGCUGAUACUGGUGAAAAUACACUUCCACGACGUUUGACGAAUCAAGAAAGAAAAGAGAGUUUUUUUGUGCAUUUGUUCGAUGUGCUGGAGUUAGAAGAAGUUCUACAAAAAGGACGAGAACGUACAGAGAAAUAUUCUCUUCAGCAUCAACCAAUACCCAUCGUUGUUGGGCCGCUAACACAGUGUACAGCUACGUAUGUCAUCCUGGAAAAUGAGAUCUACGAAACGUGUAAUGUUUUAAGAGCAUUCGAUUUAACUUUCAAAAUUUGCUUUGCUCUUAAUUGUGAGUAUCCACCGAAUGCUCGUCCACUGUGGAUAUUUUUACAACGAGCCUAUUACAAUAUCCAACUGCCAAAGGACAAACCAUCGACUGAAUUAACAUCACUCAUUGGCGAGGUUAAAGCUGUUAUCAACGAGCAGAGUUAAAUAACCGUGAGGAUCAUAAACCAUUGUUAUAGACGCGACCUUAGUUAUUACAAUGUUUCAUUGUUAUUUUUGUCAUCAUCUGAUUGGUAAAAAUUCAUCCUUAAGAAGCGGCGACAGUAGCUACGCGGGCGGUGUGUGACUCCGGCGAUCACCCAAGCUAAGCAACGCUCAGUUGG
Messenger RNA from Fopius arisanus, 2155 nucleotides. RefSeq lists its product as uncharacterized. NCBI's taxonomy places the organism in Eukaryota, Metazoa, Arthropoda, Insecta, Hymenoptera, Braconidae. The transcript has 9 exons. Bases 246 to 1979 code for a protein of 577 amino acids. The record is from RefSeq and is a predicted model, not a curated record.